Messenger RNA from Gymnodraco acuticeps, 2530 nucleotides. RefSeq names its product telethonin. Gene Ontology annotation, molecular function: structural constituent of muscle; protein-macromolecule adaptor activity; titin Z domain binding. Gene Ontology annotation, biological process: skeletal muscle myosin thick filament assembly; skeletal muscle contraction; skeletal muscle thin filament assembly. The record is from RefSeq and is a predicted model, not a curated record. Lineage: Eukaryota; Metazoa; Chordata; Actinopteri; Perciformes; Bathydraconidae. Gene Ontology annotation, cellular component: Z disc. The transcript is spliced from 2 exons. The coding region runs from base 1582 to 2055 and encodes 157 amino acids.
CAGUAACACAAAUAUGGUUAUGAAUCACUUGGAAUCGGAUGUCUUAAGAUUUCAAACAUUUAUGAAAAGUGUUCAAGUGAUGCAUCCUUCUUGGCUUCCUUGUGAUGGAAACUAAUCGCCACUUGUUCUGAUCUUGAAGGGAUGCCUGUUUGUGAAAGUGUGUUUGUGUUGCCACAGCAACAUCUAUUAGUCAGGAUUCAGCAUCAAACUGGAGUCAUGUAAUACUGGCUCUUGUGUUGCGGGGGGGGGGAACAGACUGUUUUUGCUGGGAUGAGUCCAGCAUACCUUUCACUGCCUCAGUCACACCGUCAACCCCCUCUGAUACAGUUUCACCCUCCAACUGAUGGAAGUGGGGCAGCCAGCGUUCUCCUGAGAGGAACUAAAGUUAUAGUAUGUCAGUGGUGUCAAAUUGAACAGGAUAUUAGAUAUUAACAAACAAUGUAUGUCAAUAAAAGUUCAGAUAGUGUGUAACCAAAUUACUUACAUUUCAGAAUUCCAGCAAGGUGUUUUUACCUGCCUCCCAAACAUCCUUCACAUCCUUCCAUUACAUCUGAAAUAUGAAGAUAAUGAAGCACUUCUGAACACAAAGAGCAUGGAAUAAUGAGAUCCCUUUACAAAUCAAAUGAGUCUCCCAACAAAACUUUUCUAAAACUCAGUCAUAAAGUAGAAUCAUUUUGCCCAAGGAUCUGACGUCUCUUUGGAUUAAGACUGUCAGCCAGUGAUCUGAUUUCCCUCAGCUGUUUCCUUCCUGUGACAUUCGGUCUAUGUGAGAGACAUCCGAGGAGUUGGAGAAUAUUUUCGUUGACAUGCUGGGAUAAACCCUGGAUUCAUGUCAUUUAAGCAGACUGGUUGUUAUAUAUCUGUCAACACAUGCACACUUUCAUAGUCUGGAAGUAAACAUAGAAGACUUUCUUUAUAUCAGCAGUCGGAGUCGUUGUAAGUAAGUACAUUUACUUAAAUGCUGUAGAAGUGAAUUGUUGCCAUAGAUGAUUUCAGUAUUUCAAUUUUUGGCUACUAUAUACUUGUACCCUUUUUUCUACUACAUUUAUAUACUGUAGGCCAUUUUGUAUAACUUAGUUUUAGUAUUUUGAUUUCAUAUUGAUGCUAAAACCUGAUGUAAAAAUCAGCACUUAACCUGUGACAGGGUAUGUUUACACUGUAGUUUUGCUACUUCUACUUAAUUAUCUAAGUAUAUCUUUCACCACUGGGUUAAUGAUAUAACAUAAAUAAUUUCCAUAAAUGAAAUCAUUGGCGUUUCAUUAGGUUGAGUCAUGUUACAGAAAGAGCUAGUGCUCAUUUUCAAAUGAAAACCAACCUUCAGGAUGCCUGGAGUAAGGACAUUCACUACAAAGUGAUGCAGAGGAGUAAAAAUAGAAACAAGGCUGAAUAUUUAAGACAUCGCCAAACACACUCACACCUCAGACUGCUUGGUACAGACGUUGACGACAACACAUGAUUUGAUCACUUUUUGUGUUUGUCUCCUUUGAGUUCUAUGUGUGUCAAGUCAGACAGGAGUGAAAAAGGACACGAAAAAGGCUUUUUACACAGAAGUUAAAUUCUCACUUUCAAAACAAUCCCACAAUGCACUGUGUGAGCAGAGGUGGCUGCUAUCUGGUGAACUCCUACUGUGAUCUUCAGGAGGAGAACCAGUGGAAGAUGGAGAGCUACAAAGCCUGCUGGGUGAGCCUCGUCCUGGAAACCAGACCACAAUACAAGCUGACUCUCUCAGAGACAGACAGCGUCCGUAGAGAGAGUUACAAGCAGCAGCAGGUGAUCCACUUCCUGGUGGAGAGGAGCCCCAGCCAGACCCUGAGGCUGGGCAGCAGCAGAAACAUGGCAGAGCACCAGCUCCCCUUAUCCAACACCAGCAGCUCAUUUCAUACCACAACUAAACAAAAGCCAGUCAUACAAGAGAAGGGAAAUAAAGAAGAGGACAAACAGGAAGUGACUGCCAUUACUCAGGACGUCAGCAAGCCACUCAGAGAGAACUUCAGAGCCUCCAGCCUGAUGUCCUCGCAAAGGGAAACCUCCAGCCGGGUGCAGAGGAGGGAGUGAAGAGAGGAGUCAUUUAAAAUUCAGAAAAUAUAACGUAGCCUUUGUUAUUGUCGUUUACAUACAGUACUGGUGUUGGUUAAACAAAAUGUGCUUCUAAAUGUAAUCAGCUUAACUGUGACUUUCAGUGACAAAUGAAAGUGUUGAUUAAUUGUUUUCUCAUUUUCUAUGUUAACUAUAAUUCAAACUCCAAAAAACAACACCUCUCAUAAUGUUCUUGUGAGUAGUGCUGUUGACUGAUUUAAAGAGAGAUUUACUGGAUUCUAUUCUCCUAAUUCGGUUGGCAAAUUAUUAUAUUUAAAACAUACAUUUUGGAUUGAUGAAUCCAGGAAUGAUGUGCUUUAUUUUGCCUAAAAUGAAUGUUUGUAUGCAUGUCUUGUAGAUAUGAACGAAUUCUGAAACAGGUUUUCAACAAUGAUUGUAAAUGUUUGUCAUCGUCAUUGGUUCCCAACAAACAAAGUAGCAAAGCUUCUUGAAA